This is a messenger RNA of Nelumbo nucifera (sacred lotus), 1111 nucleotides long. RefSeq names its product UDP-Glycosyltransferase superfamily protein. The record is from RefSeq and is a predicted model, not a curated record. NCBI's taxonomy places the organism in Eukaryota, Viridiplantae, Streptophyta, Magnoliopsida, Proteales, Nelumbonaceae.
AUACUACGCUACCCAUUUCAUCUUUUAUCUUUAUCCGGCCAUCAUUAAUUGGAGUCACCAUGUGUCCAUGUGUGCCUACCUGUUCCCCACCGUUAAAUCUGUUCCGUGUUCCGCCUUCCGCGGUUUCCACAGUUCCACCUUUCUUUCUCCAACUUUCUUUGCUUUGAAAGAAAGUUAAAAACUCAACCUAUAUUUUUGUUUACUCCGGUCGGAUCUAUUACCCGCCGGCGGAAAAUGAACGGUCAGCAUUCUCGGAAAUUUGGCACGAAUAUUCACAUAACUGCCCUUGAUGGCAUCGUUAACGUUAACUCCCUCUUCACCUUAGGAGUCUUCGUUGGCCUCGCCUGGAAUCCCACCGACCAAAACAACAGCCUCACCGAUGACCCCAAUUGCAUUCCCGGCAGAAGCGUCGCCGAGGACCUCAUCGCCUUCCACGUUUACUCCUUCAGCUCGUUUCUCUUCUCCAGCCUCAUUGCUCUGGGUCUCAAACAGGCCAUCAGGAUUGCAAAGAGCUCCGAUGCUCACGAUGGCCACGAAAGUAUGUUUGCGCGUGUUAACAAGACGGCGCUGCGAGUCGGAAUCAUGGUUUCUGCGGUCGGGUCGGUGUGCGGAUGUGGGUUUUUGUUGAUGGCGUUGGUGAACGUGGUUCAGAUCAAGCUCGGGACUUUGGCUUGCGGGAGCUUCUACAGCUACGGAGCCAUAGUCCCUCUUCUCAUCUUUGUCCCCACUGCGCUUCUCAUUUAUGUUUGCCUCGUCUUAUACGCUUUUACUCGCUAAAUUUCCAUAUUUCUUUUUUGGCUCUCGUCUUUGCGUUAUUGAUGGAUUUGAGGAUCCAAGCACACUUCCCUGUAUACUCUAUGCACAUCACGUUUAUGAGAAAGGGAGUUUUUUUUUUUCUUUUUUUGAGCAGAAAGGGAGAAUUUGUGUUCAAUAUGAAAAGAAUUUGAAAGAAAACUGAACAUAUAUACUUGUAUUAAAAAGUUCUGUGGUGGAUGUAUGGAUGGGUUUGCAAUGAGUUCACCUUUGAUGUUCAUACAUCUUUAUAAGCUUGAAUCCCAAUAAAUUUAUUGCUAAAGUUCCGGCAUUUCUGAAGGAAAGGAAUUCAUUUUUA